CGUCCAGUGAUUGUUGCGUGUAGGCUGUGAUGUGGAUAGAUUUCACUUUUAGGAAUUAACAUUUAUUUCAAUUCAACUAUUUAACAAGUUAAUAGCAAUUUUUACCAUUUAGUUAAGUUUCAUUUUAUCAAUUCAAUUUCUUUGACCAUGGCUGAAGCCGUGGAUGACAUAGUUAAAACUAUAAAUGAAACAAAUGGUACAAAUACGGAGACAUUCUAUAAAAGAAUUCCAGCCACUACUGAAGGUAUGCUGAUUGCAUAUACCAGUUUAGUUAUCAUGGCUUUAGUACCAAUAUUUCUUGGAUCGUUCCGAUCAGUACGUCUUCACAUGCAGAACAAAUUAAAAAAAGAAGUUCCUGAGUCAAUGACAGAGAAAGAUGCUUUAAUGUUUCCAUUGAUUGCCAGUGGAGCUCUUUUUUCAUUCUAUUUAGUGUUCAGGAUAUUUUCUAAAGAGCACAUCAAUUUGUUAGUGACUGCCUAUUUUUAUAUUCUUGGAGUGGCUGCUUUAAGUAAUCUUCUUGGUAAUCAAUUCAGUUCCAUAUUACCAAAAAGUAUACCUAAAACUAAGUACCAAUUACAAUUUACUGAAGGCGCAGGCGAUAAAAAAUUGGAUUGGAUAAAUGUUAAAUUUACAUUACAUGAUGUAAUAUGCUUUAUAGUAUGUGGAAUAUUAGGAUCAUAUUACCUGUACAGCAAGCAUUGGAUUUUAAACAAUAUAUUUGGAUUAGCUUUUGCUAUAAAUGGAGUGGAAUUGUUACAUCUCAACAACAUUAAAAUUGGAUGUAUCCUCUUAUGUGGUCUAUUUGUUUAUGAUGUAUUUUGGGUAUUUGGCACCAAUGUUAUGGUUACAGUUGCAAGAUCAUUUGAUGCUCCUAUCAAAAUUAUAUUUCCACAAGAUUUAUUAGAAAAUGGAAUUUUAGCUUCCCAAAAUUAUGCCAUGUUAGGUUUAGGUGAUAUUGUUAUUCCAGGAAUUUUUAUUGCAUUCUUAUUAAGAUUUGAUCAAAGUUUAAAGCGUAAAACAAAUUUGUAUUUCAAUACAACAUUUUUGGCAUAUUUUUUGGGAUUGCUUACAACUGUAUUUAUCAUGCACAUUUUUAAAGCUGCUCAGCCAGCUUUGUUAUACUUGGUACCAGCCUGUUUGAUUACUCCUUUAUUGGUGGCUUUAAUAGCUGGAGAUUUUAAAGCUUUAAUCAGCUAUGAAGAUCAUAAUAUGGAAUCAGAAAAGUCUUCCAAAAAAUCAAAAUGAAUACUAAAAUAGUGACUAAUUUCACUUUUUUUUUUCUAUGGUGUGUUUUAAUGUGUUUAAUUAAACCUGUGUUUCAAUGA
Sipha flava (yellow sugarcane aphid) is the source of this 1325-nucleotide messenger RNA. RefSeq names its product minor histocompatibility antigen H13. The record is from RefSeq and is a predicted model, not a curated record. The transcript is spliced from 8 exons. Gene Ontology annotation, cellular component: membrane; cytoplasmic side of endoplasmic reticulum membrane; lumenal side of endoplasmic reticulum membrane. Gene Ontology annotation, molecular function: aspartic endopeptidase activity, intramembrane cleaving. Lineage: Eukaryota; Metazoa; Arthropoda; Insecta; Hemiptera; Aphididae. Gene Ontology annotation, biological process: membrane protein proteolysis. The coding region runs from base 148 to 1245 and encodes 365 amino acids.